CUUGUAAUUUAACAGCAACCUUUUCCAAUUCACACUCGAUCGACAACACCCCUAAACAUUAACAUAUCCUUGGAAUCUUUUUUCUCUCUUCAAUUAACUAUUUUUUAAUGUCAUCGUCCGCAGCAAGCAUCCUCCAGAGACAAUACAAAGAGCUCACCAGAAAUCCUGUUCCUGGGUUCGUCGUUGAUCUCAAAAAUGACAGUAUUUUCGAAUGGGAUGUCGCAAUCAUUGGAUCCCCCAAGACCAUUUAUGAAGGUGGCUAUUUUAAGGCUACCAUGUCUUUUCCGGACGACUAUCCGUUCAAUCCGCCAACAUUCCGAUUCGACCGCGAAUUUUAUCAUCCCAAUGUGUAUCCGGACGGCCGCCUUUGCAUUUCCAUUUUACAUCCUCCUGGAGAUGAUCCAGUGAGUGGCGAGAAAGCAGAGGAACGAUGGAACCCCACACAGUCAGUAGAAAGUGUUCUCAUCUCCAUUAUUUCAUUAUUGGCCGACCCGAAUUGCUCGAGUCCAGCCAAUGUAGAUGCAGGAGUAGCAUACCGAAAGGACCGUGAAUUAUUUGACAGCAUAGUAAAAGGCCAAGUAGAAGCAUCGAAAAAAGAUAUCCCUCCAGGUUUUCAGAUGCCAAAGUCCGAGAAGGACUUUAUGCUGGCUGCUCCAGCGGAAAUAGAAGACGAUGAUAACUUCUGGUAUGAAUCGGCUGAGGAAAGCGAUUUUAUCGACGACGAUGAUGACGUUAUGGAUGACGAUGACGAUGAUGUUCGUAAAUAAGAGAGAAAGUAGAACACCGGUAGUUCCUCUUUGAUUUUCUUCCUUACAUUCUCCCCGAACGGCUUUUCGCUAGGUGCUGUUCAUUGAAUCCCCACAUCUUCUCCCUUCUUUGUCUCUUUUUUUCCACACACAGAAAUCAUUAGAUCAAAAACGAAUGGUUUGAAGUGCAACGAGAAAGAAACAAGAAAAUAUACAAUUUGCAUCCUCAACACAUCAUUUCAUCUUUAAUAAUUAUGUUCUUAACGAGUGUUGCCUUUUCUGUAAAAGGGUGUAAACCGUGGGUGGCGAGGAUGUAUGUUUUAGUACUUGCAAUAUAACCUUGUAUAAAUCAUUCUCUCAGCUUGGCUCCAAUUAUCAAACAAAUGCA
Molecule: messenger RNA, 1134 nt
Organism: Zychaea mexicana
Lineage: Eukaryota; Fungi; Mucoromycota; Mucoromycetes; Mucorales; Lichtheimiaceae
Product: ubiquitin-conjugating enzyme/RWD-like protein
Exons: 11
Coding region: 108-767 (219 amino acids)
Biological process (GO): protein polyubiquitination; proteasome-mediated ubiquitin-dependent protein catabolic process
Molecular function (GO): ubiquitin conjugating enzyme activity
Source: RefSeq, a predicted model, not a curated record